Molecule: messenger RNA, 3590 nt
Organism: Culex quinquefasciatus (southern house mosquito)
Lineage: Eukaryota; Metazoa; Arthropoda; Insecta; Diptera; Culicidae
Product: nucleolar MIF4G domain-containing protein 1 homolog
Exons: 3
Coding region: 125-3535 (1136 amino acids)
Biological process (GO): ribosomal small subunit biogenesis
Cellular component (GO): nucleolus
Molecular function (GO): RNA binding; protein binding
Source: RefSeq, a predicted model, not a curated record
CAGCCGGCCGAUAAACAAAUCCAACACGUGCACAACAGUCACUGCACCGUUUGUUUUGAGUCUUGAGCUGUCCGACCAACCACAUGAAAUUUCCGAUUGUAAUUUAAAUUUUGUCCAUAAAACCAUGAAAAUCAGACCCCAAAAGCACGUCCGGCAGGGCUUCUCGGGCAAAUCGAAGCUGCAGCGGCGCUCGCAGCCGAAAACACGCAAAGAAAUUCGCAAGGAGAAACGGCAGCAGAAGAAAAUCAACCGCUUCAACUACCACAGCCGGAAGCGGUCGGACCGGUACCCGGGCAAGGAUGGUGAGGAGGAUCCGCUGGAGAAGCAGAAGCGUGGUGGCAAGGGUAGUGGAAGUGACGAGGAGGAGGAGUGGGACGAUGACGAUGAGGAGAUCGAUUCUGAUUUGGGGGAGGACGUUGAGGACGAACCGAGGGUGGAAGUUAGGAAGGGGAAGGGGGCUGUGAAGAGUCAGAUGGAGCUGGAACGGGAGGAGGAGCUGAGGGAGUUGAAGAGUUACGAGCAGGGUUUGAGGGAGAAGCGGAUUUCGCAGCUGGAGGCGGCCAAUGCCGAGGACGAUGCGAUAAUCAAGAAGUACGAGAAGCUGUUGAAGAUUAACCGGCGGAAGAAUAAGGAGGGCGUUCCGAAGAGUUUUAACGAUGGGUUGGAUUACGCGCUGGAGUUGUGUACGGAGGACAGCAUCCGGAAGAUGUACGAUGCGGCGCGGGAAGCGGCCGAGAUGGAGCAGAACUCGGAGGAUGAGUUUGCGGACGAUAUGGGUGAGGUGCUGGGGAAGAAGGAGGGGGCUUCGGUGGGAAAGGUCGAGGGAAAGGGCAAGAAGAAGCUGGGCGAUAAGGAGCGGAAGCGGAUGGAGAAGCUGAAGGAGGUCGAGAAAAAGUAUUUGGGGGAUGACGAGCUGGACGAUGGGAGUCUGGGCGGGUUCGAUUCGGAGUUGGAGAUUGAGCUGGCGUCCGAUUACUCGGAGAAUGAUGAGUUGUACGACUCGGAGGAAGACGGACCGGCGGUUGAGAACAAAAAGGACAAAAAGAAGCAGAAGAAAAAGGCCAAGUCUGAGUCGGAACCGGAAGAGGACUCCGAGUUUGAUGAGGACGUCUUUGGGUUGGACAGUGAAGACAGCGAGGUUGAAGAAUCGAUCCCUAAAAAGAAGAAAAAGGAAGCUUCCAAGGGCAACAAGAAAUCUCAACCGGAACCGGAAGAGGAUGACGACGAAGACGAACUUAGAAAGCUGUUUGCUAACAAGAAGAAGAACAAAGAUUCCUCAAGCGGAAAGCAAAAACAGAUCAAGAAGAAAGUGCAGUCGGAAUCAGAACCUGAAGAGGACUCCGAGUUUGAUGAGGACGUCUUUGGUUUGGAUAGCGAGGAUGAAGAACCCAUUCCGAAAAAGAAGAAAAAGGAUGCUUCCAAGAGCAAGAAGAAAGCUAAACCGGAAGAGGAUGACGACGACGAUGAACUUAAAAAACUGUUUGCCAACAAGAAGAAGAAUAACAAAUCGUCAAACGGGAAGCAAAAACAGAACAAAAAGAAAGCUUCAAGCUCUGAAUCGGAACCGGAAGAGGACUCUGAGUUCGACGAGGACGUCUUUGGUUUGGACAGCGAGGACGAAGUUGAGGAGCCGGCUCCAAACAGUAAAAAGAAAGACAAGAAAAAAGUUACUUUUGAAAAGGAAGUCUCUAAAAAGAAGAAGAAGAAGGCACAGCCCGAGUCGGAACCGGAAGAGGAUUCCGAGUUUGACGAGGAUGUCUUUGGUGGGGACAGCGAAGACGACGGUCUGGACAAUAUUCUGGACGGAAUUGGCUCGGGCGAUGAAGAGGAAAAAGCUGAAGGCAAAAACAAAGAAAAGCCGGGAGUUUGGGAGGACAUUUACGGCCGGAAGCGCGACAGGGAUGGUAACGUAAUCAAGGAAGACGCGGCUGCCACCGGUGGAAAGUACAUUCCACCGCACAUGCGAGCCCGGAUGGAGGCACAAAACGGCCCUGGGGAUGCCAAGCGGCAGGAGAAGCUGGCCCGACUGAAGCGCACCCUGAAGGGUCAGAUCAAUCGGCUGGCGGAGACGAACGUGCACCGGAUCGCGAUCGAGCUGGACAACUUGUACAUGCAGAACGCUCGCUUUGACAUGAACAACCUGCUGACGACGCUGAUCCUGGACGCGGUCGUGUCCAACACACUCGCCCCGGAGCGCAUGGUCCUGGAGCACGUGCUGCUCGUGACGAUCCUGCACGCCAACGUCGGUUCCGAGGUGGGAUCGCACUUCCUGGAGACGGUUGUCGAGCGGUUCCACGCGCUGAUCGGUCAAAUCGGAGCGUUCGACGUGGAGGACAAAACGCUGGACAAUUGCGUGCUGAUCCUGUGCCAUCUGUACACGUUCGCGAUCUUCAAGAACAAGCUGAUCUACGACGUGAUCGACCAACUGUUGGCCAGUUUCUGCGAGAAGGGAGUGGAGUGUAUUCUGCUGGUACUGAGAUCGAUUGGGUUCGUGCUGCGGAAGGACGAUCCGCUCGCGCUGAAGGACAUGAUCUUGAAGGUGCAGAAGCGAGCCGCGGAAGCUCCGGCAGAGCUGAAGAAUGACACCCGCGUCAAGUACAUGCUGGACACGCUGCUCGCGGUCAAGAAUAACAACAUGAACAAGAUCCCGCAGUACGAUCCGACGCUGGUCGAGCACUUCCGCAAGAUCCUCAAGGGCAUGAUCACCAGCGGCAAGUACGUCAGCUCGCUCAACAUCGGGCUGGACGACCUGCUGAACGUGGAGGAGCGCGGCAAGUGGUGGCUCGUGGGUUCCGCCUGGAUAGGCGAUGCCGGUGCUGGAAAGCGAGGAGCGGCCAAAAACGGCACCCCCCAAGAGGAAGGCUUCAGCCAGCAGCUGCUCGAACUAGCCCGCAAGCAGCGCAUGAACACCGACGACAAACGGAACGUGUUCUGCGCAAUCAUGAGCGCCGAAGACUACCUGGACGCGUUCGACAAAAUCCUCCGACUGGCCAUCAAAGACCAACGCAUCGUCGCCUCCGUCAUCGUCCACUGCGCCCUGGCGGAAAAGGACCACAACCCGUACUACAGCAUCCUCUCGCAAAAGUUCUGCGAGUACGAUCGACGCUACCAACUCGCCAUCCAGUACACCAUCUGGGACCGCCUCAAGGACAUCCAAUCGCUCAAGCAAGCCCCCAUCCGAAACCUGGCCAAACUCCUAACCCACCUCAUCGGCGAAGGCGGCCUCGCCCUCUCCGUCCUCAAAGUGAUUGAGUUCGCCGAAAUCGACAAGCUCACGCUCCGGUUGGUCCGUCAAACCAUGCUCGGAUUGCUCCUCCUGGAAGAGGAAAACAAGUGCCUGCAGGUGUUCAACCGGAUCGCGCCCAGCUUCAAGCUGAAGAGCUUCAAGGACAGUUUGCGGCUGUUUUUGCACCACUUUUUGCUGAAGGGAAGCGAUCGGUCGGGCGUGCCGGAGGAGCAGAUGCAGCUGCUGAACCAGCGCAUCAAAAUGGCCGAACGCAUGCUGGACACGUCCGAGGCGAGGGUGCAGUUUUGAGGUCACACAGUGAGUAAUAGGUUGGUUGCAUAAAAGUGGUUUCAAGUUACGGAAA